Molecule: messenger RNA, 1452 nt
Organism: Blastomyces dermatitidis ER-3
Lineage: Eukaryota; Fungi; Ascomycota; Eurotiomycetes; Onygenales; Ajellomycetaceae
Exons: 2
Coding region: 1-1452 (483 amino acids)
Source: RefSeq, a predicted model, not a curated record
AUGACAGCUCCCUUACCAGACUUUCAUAGACUUCCCGCUGACGCAUCACUCUUCUCCAUCAUUGGACACAACAGCAUUGUUCAUUCGCCUUCCUUCACAUUCCUCGUUGGGCCAGAUCAUACAAAACUCACCAUCCAGUCUGGCCUUGCCAAACAUGUCUCCCAACGCCUCGAUGAGUUAAUGAACAAUGGCCACACGCGCGAAUCGCGGCACCGGAUCGCAGUCCUAGAGGAAGAAGAUGUCGAGACCUUCGUCGGUUUCUGCGAGUAUGCCUAUACGGGAGACUACACAGUGCCCAAUCCGAGAGUCACCCCCAUUGGACGCAGGGAUAGCCAAGGGAAUGCGGGAAUGGCACCGCCAUUAGCUUCUGCUAUUCGACCUCCGGCACCAUCUCCGCCCGUCACACCCCAGCCAGGAGAAGAACCGCAGGAUAUUGCGGCAGGAGGAGGGGAAGGAGAAGGCGUUGCAGCAGCAGGAGGAGAUAAGGUAGAAGAACAAGAUGAAGACGGGAAUCAAGCAGGGGACUCUGGCAAGGGGAAGAAGGGGAAGAAGGGGAAGAAAAAGCAAAAAGGAGGAAAAGCAGCUCAGGACCUUGAAGAGGGUGCAGCAGCUAACAUGACGCCUCCAAGAACACCACCCCAAAUGACGGGGGAUCAAAAGGAUGAAAACGAGCUGGCGCAACAAGAGGCAGGAGAAGCAGGAGCAGAAGAAGCAGAGCCCACGAACCCCGAAGAAAUAGCAGCAGCAACACCUCACAUCCCUCCAUCAGAAGCUGUCUCCGCCGCCCCCGACUGGUUCGACUUCGAAGCAACCCCGAAACCUGAAAUGCCCAAACUUGGUCCAGCCUUUCAGGGCUCCUUCAUCUCCCCUAAAUCCCGUGGCCUAGGCUUGUGGGGCGAAUUCGCUUCCUUACAAUACAUCCACCACCAGCGCACGUCGGGCGGUAUGGCCCUUCCCUCGCCCCUCUCUCGAAACACCCCCGGCUACGGCAUCGCAGUCUCCGGCAACGAACCAGCCCCCUACCUCCUCUUCCACGCCAAACUAUACGUCUUCGCCACGCGCUUCCUAAUCCCAACCCUCGCCCAACUCACCCUAAAAAAACUCCAUCGAGACCUCGUCUCCUUCCCGCUCUCCACGAAAACAGCAGACCAUCUCUCCCCAACCAGUGCCGCCGCCGUUAUCCAGUUGCUGCACUUUACAUUCACGAGAACCAAGCGCGAUGACCCGGUCUUCUCGCUGACGAGCCCGGAUCCGAACGCGCACAGGCAGAACGAGCUGCGGAAGUUGGUCACGCACUAUGCUGCGUGUAAGGUGAGGGAGCUGGCAAGCUACCAACCCCCGACGCCCGAGGCAGCUAGUAUGGAAUCGAUGGAUAUGAUGCAAAUGGGUUUCAGGGAUCUACUGGAUGCGUUGGGAGAAUUGGCAUCGGAUUUGGUGUAUCGGAUGAUGUGA